CAUUACAGGAAGUUGGGGGUUUUCGUGUUCUACAUAGCCUCAGUGCUUCCGUACUCAUGUGAACCAACUGCUGUGUUUAGGCCCGUGAUAGACUGAGUCUGUCUUGUCAUUCUAUUGACAGUUUAGUCACUACUGGAUCCUUUCCCUUGAGGCAUUCUCCAUGGACAGGCUGGUUUUACUCUUCUGUGUGUGUUUGCAUGUGCCAUGGCUUCAUGGUCAUCCACAGAAACAAGGUUCUCUCCGCUUCGUUGGCCUAGGAGACUGGGGAGGUCUUCCCUUCCCCCCUUACUCUACGCCACAUCAGAGGGAGGUGGCCAGGGAGCUGGCCAGGGUGACCAGCAGCAUGGGUUUGGACUUUGUCCUCAGCCUAGGAGACAACUUUUAUUUCGAUGGAGUCGAGGAUGUGGACGAUCCCCGCUUCAAGGUCACCUUUGAGAAAGUGUUCUCUCAUCCAGACUUUCUGAAUGUGCCUUGGCAUUUGGUGGCAGGUAACCAUGAUCACCGGAGAAACGUGACAGCCCAAAUUGCUUACUCUGCCCGCUCAGAGAGAUGGCAUUUCCCUGAGCUGUACUAUGAGCUGAAGUUUAAAAUCCCAAACUCCAACGUCUCCAUGACAGUGCUAAUGAUUGACACGGUGAUUCUGUGUGGGAACACAUACGACAAAGAUCACCCCUUUGGACCCGAGGAUCCAAAGGCCUCCGACGGCCAGCUUGAGUGGAUCGAGAGCCGCCUGAAGACCGCCAAGUCCGAGUUUGUAGUGGUUGCUGGUCACUACCCAGUCUGGUCGAUAGGCCACCAUGGUCCCACGCAAUGUCUGGUGGAGAGGCUGAGGCCACUGCUGAAGAAAUACAGUGUCACAGUCUACCUGUGUGGACAUGACCACGACAUACAGUUUAACCAAGAGACUGAUGGGAGUGCCUAUGUCGUCAGUGGCAGCGGUUGUGUACAGUCAUCCUCCACUCACCACCUGGAGACCUUCCCAUCAUCCUGGCAGCUUUUCUCCAACGCCAUCAAUGGCACGUCAGGCGGAUUUGCCUACUUUGAAGUGACAGCCGACCGCAUGACAAUUAGCUUCCUACAGACAGAUGGGAAGUGUGUGUAUCAGACCUCCCUACCAAAGCGAAGUACACACUGGACAGGGAGUAGUGACCUCCCUUGAGGAUUUUAUUGUCACUGAAAACUGCUGUUAAAUUAUUGGAGUGAUUUCAACUUUUUUUAAAUCAAGGUAUAGUCAAUUGUUGCUGUAUUAUGUGGACAUAUGGAUGGAUAUGGUUACUGGAUAUGGAUAUUAAGCAGGCUAUGUAAGCAGUGGUGUUCUACUUCACCCAUAGAGGGCGAUGCUGUAUGUGGUAUGGAACUUUAUGCAACACAAGGAUGACAAUUCAACUUCAGAGUCUAAUCAUGUCUCUUUAUUUUCUGUAUAAAAAGUAAAAUUACAAAGUUAGUACCAUAAUCCAGAGGAAUACUUCAGUAGUAUUGUCACUUUGAUGCAUUAAUGUGUAACCAGAAUGCUUAAAAUGCUUAAAGAGCUCCCAAAGAUAUAUUAAAAGCAUGGAUACAUACUAUUGACAUACACAUAGAAAAUAAAAUUAUCUGUGGAUUUCUGAA
Molecule: messenger RNA, 1608 nt
Organism: Clupea harengus (Atlantic herring)
Lineage: Eukaryota; Metazoa; Chordata; Actinopteri; Clupeiformes; Clupeidae
Gene: acp5b
Product: acid phosphatase 5, tartrate resistant b
Biological process (GO): bone resorption
Molecular function (GO): acid phosphatase activity
Source: RefSeq, a predicted model, not a curated record